AUGGCGGGUGUAUGUCUCUCAGCUGACACAGCGGUGCGGCUCCUCGUGGGCCUCAGCGCAAAGGAAGCGACAUCGGAGCUGCGUGGGGCUCUCUGCAGUGUUCUGCAGCAGAACCCGGAGGCGCUUGAUCGGCCACGGCUGCUGGUGCAGGCCAUGGACGCCCUGGCCAAGUCCCAGAGUGCUGAGGAAGGUCUUCUGAAGGCCAUCAGCAAGCAGAUCGUCUACCACAUGGUGGACUUCAGUGUGAAGGACUUGGCUAUCACAGCGAAUGCAUGCCAGCGAAUGCUUGUGAGAGACGGCGCCAUUCUGGAAUCUUUGGUGCGACAGGCAGAAUCCCAAGCAGAGAUCAAAGACUCUACACUUCCUGUCUGCUGGAGCCAUUUUCGCGCACAACAGGCAGGUAGGCGUCGUGGUCAUCGGAGUUCGAGAGCAUGA
Messenger RNA from Symbiodinium sp. CCMP2456, 435 nucleotides. Lineage: Eukaryota; Dinophyceae; Suessiales; Symbiodiniaceae. The record is from the annotation of a GenBank genome assembly.